CCGAGGGCAGCACAUGCUGACUGCAGUUGUUUCUUGCGAUGUCUUCUGCCGUUACCUCUGAAGGAGUUACGAGGAAGAACGCGCUUGAGCAGGCACUUUCGCAUUCUGUGAAAGAAUUACAACGGCACUAUGCAACGCAACCGACUGGAUUCGUCCUGACAAGUUCGAGUGCAUUUGCGAAUGAGCUGUGCUCUGUGCUUGAGGCUUUGUUUCUUCACGAGUUGAAAAUGUCUCUGUCUGCAAAGGUGUCGUCUUCUUUGGCAAAAUUAGAUGUUAGACGCAAGAACACCACAAGUGUGGCAUCACAGACAUUCUGGCCUCUCCUUGUUGCAUGUAGUCCCAAAGAUGUUGUGACACAAUUGUCACGCUUGGCUCUCGUCACAACUGAAAUAGGGCAAUGCAGGUCUUGGAUCAGAUUGGCUCUGAAUGAUGGAUUGAUUGAAAACUAUUUUGAAGCUGUACUUGUUGAUAGAUCUUUGAUUAGCUCAAUGUAUAAGCAGACAGCAUUCAUUUUGGAUCAAGAAUUGACAUUUGCUACUAGAUCUUUGCUUCAAGGUCUCACGAUUCUUACCUUCAAGUUGACUUAUGACAGUGAUGAUCUCAACACGUGGCCUUCAGUCUCACUGCAGUUAGCUGGCUUGCAAGAAUUGCCAACAGAACAAACAAGUGACCACUCAGUGAUGGCAUCUUAUGAUCCUAUGGCCAGUUUUAGUACACUUGGCUCAGCUCUGAAAGCAAGAGAAAUAGGCAAACAAGAGGCUUCAGAUUCAGAACAAUCUCAGACUCAUAAGGUAAAGUCAACAGGUGGUCACAAAAAAAGAAGCAAACCAAGAAAUCUUAUCCCAGCAAGAAUUGCUGAGGAAAGAGACAGAACCGAAUCAAGGCACUCGAAUACAAUAAUUGGUAGCUAUACAAAGGAUCACAAUUUUAAACACAGCGAUGGCGACAGAGGUGAAACUGCUGUCAACACAGAUGAUGGAGAAGGCACUGACUUUACAGUUAUGUCAGACGACAGAAAAGAAGACAAGACUGAACCUAUUUUAAUUCAGACGGUAGGAAAAUCUCGACCUCAUACUAAAGGACGAUCAGCAACUGACGUUUCAGACAUUUCAUUGUCCCUUCGACGGCAAGAGGAUGGCUUUAAUGUUCCUCCUCAUCUUGACACUUCCGAGGCAUCAGUUGUUGGGACACCAGCAGAUAGCUUUGGAUUUUUGCUGAAGAAACAUCAAAGACGAAGGUCGCACCCUGCAAGGUGGACGAUAGACAGAGAUACUCGGCCUUCUAACCUGGAAGAUUUGGCCAAUUUAUCAUAUGACAUGGUUACUCCGUCAGGAACAACCGCAACUCAGCAAGGAGAGGAGUAUGAUGAGAAUGCAGAACUGAUGGGAUAUGAAGUAAUACAAAGUAGCCCAUCUCAGUCACCACCAGCAACACCAUCUAUGGAGUCUCGUCAAAAUCUUCUUACUCACAUCAGUCGUGAGCAAGGGCUUGACUCACAGAAUUUUCAGUGUCGUGAUUGCUCAGCGCCUAUUGGCAUGAUAUUUGGGCAUGCCAAGGUGUGCACAUUUAAUGCUAGAUACUAUUGUAAAGAUUGUCACAAAGAUGAAGAGGUUCUUAUCCCUGCUCGAAUCAUUCACAACUGGGACUUCAAUAAACAUAAAGUUUGUCACAGCAAUAAAGAAUACUUGGACUCUAUCGAAGAAGAACCUUUGUUCAACUUGGCCAAAAUCAACCCAAGUCUGUAUGAUCAUGUGCCUGAGUUGAAAGAUGUCAGGAAGUGGCGUCAUCAAUUAGGUGCACUUGUGCCUUAUGUCUACACAUGUCAGACACGAGUAUGGGAAGACUUUAGGAAGAAAGUUUGGGGGAAAGAAUAUUUGUUUGAGAACGAAGACCUUUACUCCAUUGCAGAUUUCUUGCAUGUGCAGUCACACCAGUUGGCAUCAUACCUGAAGAAGUCUGUCUCAUCGGCUCUGAAACACGUUCAUCGUUGCAAGGUGUGCUGCCAGAAAGGGUUCAUUUGUGAAAUUUGUAAUAAUCCAAAGAUUAUCUACCCAUUUGAAGUGCAUUCAACGUCUCAGUGUCAAAAGUGCCAGUCGGUGUUUCACAAAUCAUGCAAAACAACCUAUGAUUGUCCAAAGUGUGCAAGACUUAAUGAACGUCAGCAACGAAGACAGCAAGAGCAAGAAGCCAUUGAUGAACCUUCACCACCACCUACUUUUGCAGGCGAUCAGUAA
Molecule: messenger RNA, 2234 nt
Organism: Corticium candelabrum
Lineage: Eukaryota; Metazoa; Porifera; Homoscleromorpha; Homosclerophorida; Plakinidae
Exons: 21
Coding region: 39-2234 (731 amino acids)
Source: RefSeq, a predicted model, not a curated record